AUGGACUGGCGGCCAUUCAUCGACGAGUGCCUCUCAGCGCUGCACCCAUCUCCGCUACCCGAAGCGCCGUGCCUGCACGCCUACGCGCACUCGAAGCUACAGGCCGCCCAGCGCUUGACCGAGGCCUACUCGGAGCAUUUCGUACCUGCGGGCAUCGGGCGCGCGGGCGUUGCGCUCCGUGCGGCCGGCUUGCGGCUGAACGACGAGUGGGCGACGGCCGAGAACCUCUACUCACGUGCUUUUGGGGGACACUUGACGCAAGCGCGGCGGUCGCAUCACCACGCGCUGAGCCUCGACGCGGCGCGCUUCGAAAUGGAUGUGCUCGAGCGGGAUCGCCAGCUCGCCCGGCGGCUCGAGCAUGUCUCGGGCGAGCUGCGGGAUAGCGUCGACGCGAUAUUCGACGCCCUCGAAGCGGAGAUGCAAGUCGACGAACUCGGGAUCCUGAUGCACAACAUCAUUGUGUUCCACCUCAGCGUCGCUGCAGAGGUCUACCAUCAGGUCGCGACGUUGCAUCUCGUGGCGGGCAGCGUCAAGGCGCGCGAGCGUACGGAGCGCACAGUGCGCAAGGUGUGCGAGUUUGCCGAGAUCAAACUUGGCGAGUUCCGGCGCAAGCUGCGCACCAUGGCGCGAGAGUGUGGUGAGGACGAAGCUGGCGAUGUGGACAGCGAGACGCUUUCGGAUGAGGCGACGGACGAGGACGGACCACACUCGGAUAUCGAGUCGGUCGAGGGCGAGAGUGCCGGUGGAUAGGCCAAGUGAGCGAGGUUGUGCAGCACGGAGAUGUAUCUUGUGGCUCGGCCACGACAGGCCGGCUACAUCCAAAGCGGCCUGGCCAAAACGUGACUCUCACGAGGCGACGUGAGAUGCCGGAACAUCGGCCGGGCGAGACUUCUUAGGAUGGU
Molecule: messenger RNA, 902 nt
Organism: Cutaneotrichosporon oleaginosum
Lineage: Eukaryota; Fungi; Basidiomycota; Tremellomycetes; Trichosporonales; Trichosporonaceae
Source: RefSeq, a predicted model, not a curated record